Botrytis cinerea B05.10 is the source of this 1322-nucleotide messenger RNA. RefSeq lists its product as hypothetical. Lineage: Eukaryota; Fungi; Ascomycota; Leotiomycetes; Helotiales; Sclerotiniaceae. The record is from RefSeq and is a predicted model, not a curated record. The coding region runs from base 1023 to 1322 and encodes 99 amino acids. The transcript is spliced from 4 exons.
AUGUCGCAAAUCUUCUUUAUUGGAGCAACGGGUCAUAUUGGUGGUGCUGUGUUAGAUCUCGUCUAUCAGAAGUAUCCAGAUGUUCUCAUUCACACAUUGGUGCGAGAUGAGAAGAAAGGCAAAAUACUUGUGGGCAAGUACCCGCGAGUAACGUUUGUUAUUGGGGAUCUGGCAUCUUUGGAUCUCUUGACUAGAGAGGCGAAAAAAGCGGAUAUCGUUAUCAGUGAGUGACUGUGUAUUUUGUCGAUCGGAUUUGUUGCUGUGGAACUUCCCCUCCUAUUGUCGCUUAUCGCGAGACAAUCCACGGCUACCUGAACCCCCUUAGCUUUAUCAGGGGGAAAGAUACCAAGACAUCCAAUGAUAUUGCAAAUGAGAAAGAUCAAUCUCGAUAUUCAGAGCUGAGAUUAAAGUUGAUCCUUGGUCUUGGACAAUCUCUGAAUAUUGAACCUUUCGUGCAACAUAAUCCACUCACUGACCCUCUCGUGGAUGCUGGUCCCGACGUCAAGCAAGACGUAGCUAUCUCAGCCAUUCUUGAAGGACUAGCAAAUCACUCCCCAAAAGCAUAUUAUAUCCAUACUUCCGGCGCGUCGCUCAUCUGGGAUUCGCCCGGUAGCGCCCCAGCCGAACCCAAGAUUUUUGACGACGUGCUCGAUAUUCAAGCGUUAAAAUCUUUCCCACCCACCGCACUCCACGCUACUUCUAACGCCCUCGUAUUCGCCGCAUCCCCCUCCACAAACAUAGCCAUCAUCUCCCCCACCGUCGUCCACGGACUCUCCCCCUCUCCCCUCCACCCAACCCCGCUCUCCCUCCCUCCCCUCCUCUCCGCCAUCUCCACCACCCAAUCCGGCUUCACCAUCACCCCCACCACAAACCUCCAAUCCCACAUCCACGUUCUCGAUCUCGCUCAAAUCUAUCUCUCCCUCCUCUCCUCCGCCCUGCAUUCCCGCUCUCCCGAUCCCCAAAAAUGGGGCCCAGAAGCCUUCUACUUCGCUUCAUCCGAAGACCUCUCCUUCAGUGAAUACAUGACGGCGCUGAUCUCGAAGCUUUCGAAUUCACCUUAUCAUCUAGUCCACGAUACACAGAUCAAGGAACUCCCAUUUUCCGAAGCGGUAACAGUGGCUGGGACCUUGACGUCGUAUUUAUUCGGUAUAGAUAUGCAGGCGAGAAGUACGAGGGCGAAAGAGAGAUUGGGAUGGGUACUCAGAGCGAAGAAAGUGGAAGAGGGAUUGGACGCGGUCCUUGAAACGUAUUUUAAGCAAAUAGAUGAUGGGAGUGGAAUGCAGGAGUUGGACGAUACGUAUAAAUUGCGGAGUUUUGCAUAG